AUGGAUGCUGCUCCUGUCGUCGUCGCCGUCGUCGUCGGCGCUAUCCUCCUCCUCCUGCUAUGGCCGCGCCGCCAUCUCUUUGAUCUCAAGGACAGGGUCGUUGUCAUCACCGGCGCCGCCUCGGGCAUCGGGCGCGGCUUGGCCAUUGCCAUGGCGCAGAAGGGUGCGAUCGUGGCGUGCUUGGACAUGGACGCAGGUAGCCUCGCGACGUUCGCCCGCGAGCACCCGCGUCUAAGCCACACCUUUGUGUGCGACGUGUCCGACCACGCGCGCGUCGUCACCUGCUUAACUGAAGUCGUCGCCGCUCUCGGGCGCGACGUCGACGUACUCAUUAACAACGCUGGCAUCGUCCACGGCAAGCCGCUCCUCGACUUGACCCACGACCAAGUCCAGAACAUCUUUGGCGUCAACGCGCUUGCCCACUUUUGGACGUCGCAAGCCGUGCUGCCGGCAAUGCUCGCGCGGAACAAUGGCAUGAUUGUGACCAUGGCCUCGAUCAUGGGGCUCAAUGGCUCGGCGCGGCUCACUGACUAUUGCAGCUCCAAGUUCGCGUGCGUGGGGUUCCACGAAGCUCUGCGCAUGGAGCUCCAGCAUUUGGGUAAAACCGGCGUGCAUACGCUCCUCGUGUGUCCCAUGGCGGUCGACAGCGGCAUGUUCCGCGGCAUCUUUGCCUCGGACCACUGGUGGCCCCGCUUUGUGCACGCCUACUUGAUUCCGAUGAUCACGGUCGAUGACGUUGUCGCCACCGUCAUCGAGAGCAUCGAGUGCAAGGACUACGAGCUCCUCACGUGUGCGCGGUCGUGGCACCGCUGGGUCUUGCCGCUCGUCACGCGCGGUGUGCGGCUUUUGCCCGUCGCUCUCAUGGACGUUGCCCUGGGCCUCGGCGGCGGCCGCGAUGGCAUGAACAAUUUCCAAGGCCGGCACGGUGCGGCUGCCACGUAAUACAGCGAGGCUGACGUCCCAGU
This is a messenger RNA of Saprolegnia parasitica CBS 223.65, 965 nucleotides long. RefSeq lists its product as hypothetical. Gene Ontology annotation, molecular function: oxidoreductase activity, acting on the CH-OH group of donors, NAD or NADP as acceptor. NCBI's taxonomy places the organism in Eukaryota, Oomycota, Saprolegniomycetes, Saprolegniales, Saprolegniaceae. The coding region runs from base 1 to 942 and encodes 313 amino acids. The record is from RefSeq and is a predicted model, not a curated record. The transcript is spliced from 4 exons.